This is a messenger RNA of Hansenula anomala, 342 nucleotides long. RefSeq lists its product as uncharacterized. The record is from RefSeq and is a predicted model, not a curated record. Lineage: Eukaryota; Fungi; Ascomycota; Saccharomycetes; Phaffomycetales; Wickerhamomycetaceae. The transcript has a single exon. Bases 1 to 342 code for a protein of 113 amino acids.
AUGGCUUCAUCAUUAGCAUCAGCAGGUACUGCAGCAGUUGGCUCAGCAGGUUCUUCAGCCAUUUUAGGUGGUGGUUCUUCUUCAGGUGGUGGUAGUGGCUCAUCAGCUUCCCAAUCUUCUGGUGGUGGUUCAUCAGCCUCCAAAUCUUCUGGUGGUGGUGGUUCAGCUAGUGGUGGUUCAUCAGCUUCUAAAUCUUCAGGUGGUUCAAGCUCUGGUUCAUCAAGCUCUGGUUCAAGUCCUGCUCAAGGUGUUUAUGUCCAGAACCCGAUUUCAUGGAAGUUUGGAUACUUAUAUGGUGGUAUUUUAGCGGCUGGUUUCGUUUUAACUGCUGGUGUCCUAUAA